This is a messenger RNA of Cebus imitator (Panamanian white-faced capuchin), 2471 nucleotides long. RefSeq names its product RBBP8 N-terminal like (gene RBBP8NL). Lineage: Eukaryota; Metazoa; Chordata; Mammalia; Primates; Cebidae. The record is from RefSeq and is a predicted model, not a curated record. Gene Ontology annotation, cellular component: site of double-strand break. Gene Ontology annotation, molecular function: single-stranded DNA binding; damaged DNA binding; Y-form DNA binding. Gene Ontology annotation, biological process: double-strand break repair via homologous recombination; DNA double-strand break processing involved in repair via single-strand annealing. The coding region runs from base 304 to 2259 and encodes 651 amino acids. The transcript is spliced from 14 exons.
CACUUUCUGUGAGCUGGCAGGACCCGCCUGGCGGCUCGGGCAGGCUCUGCCUCCUUUCUGCUCCUGGCUGGGAGAAUCGCAAACCUGCCAGGCGGGUUUGGCCAAAAUCAUGUCUUGCUGCCUGUGCAAGCUCUCUCACUGCUCACUGCUCUCUCUCCCGGUGGACAGCGUGGGGGCUCGGCACAGAGGUCCACGGAGGUCGAGGCGGAGCCAGGGGCCAUGAUGGGCGCAGAGGGACAAUAGAGGCUGCAGACGUCUCACACCCCCAGUGCAGAGCGGCCCGGGUCAGGGCCACAGAGAGCCAUGGAGAGCUUCAUGGAGUCGCUGAACAGGCUGAAGGAGAUCCAUGAGAAGGAAGUCCUGGGCCUGCAGAACAAGCUUCUGGAACUGAACUCAGAGAGGUGCCGGGAUGCCCAGAGGAUCGAGGAGCUCUUUGCCAAGAACCACCAGCUCCGGGAGCAGCAGAAGACGCUGAAGGAGAACCUGCGGGUGCUGGAGAACAGGCUGCGGGCCGGCCUGUGCGACCGCUGCAUGGUCACCCAGGAGCUGGCCCGGAAGCGGCAGCAGGAGUUUGAGAGCGCCCACCUGCACAGCCUGCAUCGAAUCUUCAUCCUCACCAACGAGAUGAACGCGCUGAAGGAAGAGAACAAGACCUUGAAGGAGGAGGUGAAGCGGCUUCGGGGGCUGGGAGAUAGGCCCAAGCCCCCAGCCAAGGAGAGCACCUCAGAUCCCCCCUCACCCCUGCUGCUCCCUUCCCCCGGUGGCUGGAAGGCCAUCACAGAGAAGCCACCGGGAGGCCACGAGGAGGCUGAGGAAGACCACCAGGGCAUGGGUCCACGGGGAGAAGAAAAGCCAGCGGGGCACAGGGCAUCUCCAGUGGCCAGAAUCUCCCCAGGUGCCACCCUGCCUGAGCCGCGAGCCCCAGACAUGAGCCCCCAGCGCAUCUCCAACCAGUUGCACGGGACCAUCGCUGUGGUGCGCCCUGGGUCCCAGGCCUGCCCUGCCAACCGUGGCCCUGCCAAUGGGACACCGCCACCAGCAUUCACCAGAAGCAGCCCACCCAGCCCAGCGUACGAGAGCAGCCUCCCUCUGGACAGCUUCCUGCGGGCCUCCCGGCCCUCCGCCAUGACCCCCGAGGCCCUCAAGUGCUCCCCGAAGGUGGACCGGCUCUGCCUCCUCAACCGCCCCCUGUCUCUGCACCUUGGGAGCCCCCGCAGCAGCCCCCUGGCCCCUGCUGCAGCUUCCCAAGACCCCCGGAUCCAGGACCGGAAGGCCAGAGAAGCAGAGGCCUGGGAGGAGCCCACAGACCUGCUGGGGCUGCCCAGUGCCCUGGCGGGCAUGCGAGACCUUCACCUGGAGGGCGCACUGCACCUGCUCCUAGCUCAGCAGCAGCUGCGGGCUCGGGCUGGGGCAGGCAGUGCCAGGCCAAAGGACCAGCCCACAUGCAGGGAGACACUACCCUCCCCACCGGUGGGCUUGGACUCAGAGGGCCCUGGGAGCAAGGGGGCCAGGGCCAUUCCAGCCACAGCAGUCCUGCCUGGAGGGCGACACACUCAGCCCGCCAGCCCGGGCCACACCCAGAGGACAGAGGCUACAGCCACACAGGACUGUGCCCCAGACAAGCCCCUGGACCUCUCGGAUCGGGGCCGGGGCCGGGAUGCCACCAAGCCAGCCGGCCAAACUGAGUCACUCAGCCCUGCCACUGCCCACACUCCCAGCCCCGAGCCACCCACCCAGUCCAGACCCCUGACUCGCAGCCCUCAGCCACUCAGCAAUGGCACCAAGGGGACCAGAGCACCAGAGCAGGACGAGGCCGGCACUCCCAUGGACCCCUCAUGCCCACUUCCAGGGCCCCAGCUCGGCCUAUCCUCUCCAGGCAGGACAGGGGAUGAAGACACAGGGAGGCCUCAGCCGCCUCCGCACCCACAGCCACCUGACCCGGACGGCCACUCAGGACCCAGCAAGGUUGAAGUGCCGAGGCCAGAGUCCAACGAACUAGAUGAGGCGGACACAACCGGCAGCGAGGUGGGUCCCGGCUCCCAGGCUGAGGCCACUACAUACACGCCCGAGUGCGUCUGCGCCCAGGAGCACAAGCAGGGUCUGCCUCGGAAGAGGAAGCGGGCCUCGGAGCCUGAGGACAAAGCCUCCAAAAAGCCGUCCAGAGGGAGAAGGAAACUGACAGCUGCUGAGGGGCCCAUGAGCCCGAGGGAGGAGGACCACAGUCCCUCCCCCGGCAGCAGCCCCUGGGAGGAGACCUAGCCAGCCCGCACUGGGGUCCACAGCAAGCUGGGGCGGCCUCCACCUGCCCAGCAGGGCCUGGAGAGGCCACACCACCCGACCAGCAGACAGCCCCUGGGAGGGGACCCAGCCAGCCUGCACCGGCCCCACAGCAAGCCCACCACGGCCCAGAGAGGGCACACCACCCGACCAGCCGACGGGGACCCGGCCAGCCUGCACCGGGCCCACUGACC